Sinocyclocheilus grahami is the source of this 3185-nucleotide messenger RNA. Its product is annotated as run domain Beclin-1-interacting and cysteine-rich domain-containing protein-like. Gene Ontology annotation, biological process: negative regulation of endocytosis; negative regulation of autophagosome maturation. The record is from RefSeq and is a predicted model, not a curated record. Bases 203 to 2983 code for a protein of 926 amino acids. Lineage: Eukaryota; Metazoa; Chordata; Actinopteri; Cypriniformes; Cyprinidae. Gene Ontology annotation, molecular function: phosphatidylinositol phosphate binding. The transcript has 22 exons. Gene Ontology annotation, cellular component: early endosome; late endosome.
UUUCACUUUUAUUUUAGAAAAUAACCUACUUCCGCUUUUUGCGGAACUUGCUUCCGGUCAGAGCGCGCGUUAUCUCUGCCUUCACGCUCGUGUGUCUUGUUAUGGUGCGGGCCGCCCAGAGGAAGCCCCUUCAGCCUGCUAGGAGAGCGUCUGUGUUUCAGUCGGACCUGAGCUCGGGACCCAGCAGUUACCCGGGCUGGAGAUGGAGAUAUCCGUGGAGGCGGAAGAUGGAGAGCGCAGAUGGGAACACUGGAAGCUUCUGUCUAAUCUGAAGACGACUGUUGAAGGGCUGCUGUUCACCAACAACCCUAACGUGUGGUCCCGCUAUGGGGGUCUUCAGCGCCUGCACAAGGACAUGAACAACAUCCUGGGCCACAGCCUGAAACACGAGCAGACCUACUAUAAACAAAAAGACUACUGGCGUUUCGUGUGGUGUGUGCGGUAUCUCUGUCCUCAUCUCGCCCGUCAUGUAGAACAGUUCAGUCAGCUGGAGCCGGUGUUGAGCAGUGGCGUUCAGUGCUUUGGCGAGGGUUAUAAAGCCGAGCGUUGGCUUUUACACAGCCUCCAAGGUCACAUCUUAUCUGCCCAGCUCAAACCACUGCUGCAGCAUAAGACAAACACACAGAAAUAUUACAAUGACGGGGCCUUCCUGUUGAGUGAACCACACGUGUCUGCCAUGUUCCAGUGUCUGGAGGCCGUAGAGCAGAACAACCCUCGACUGCUGGCUCUCAUAGACACCGGCAGGCUUUCACAUGUGAAAGAGUCUCCGUUUGGUUUGCUGAAGAGUCAGAGUUUGUGUUUGCUGCCCGGGGCCACAGGAAGUUGGAGGCCUGCGGACAAUUCGCAGUCCCGGCGGCUCACCACGUCCCAGAGCUGCCUUACAGAGCUUCCCAACACCCCACUCUCCAAGAGCAGCUCAGAUGACGCUCCGUCCAGCAGUACUCAGGGAGCUCCAUGGCUCCAUAGAGGCAACCGAGACACAGGAGUCCCCCAGAUCUCCUUCACUAAGCCCGCCUCACCUGCUCCGCCCGAGAUCCGGGAUUGUGUGGAAGCGGAUCUGGAUGACGGCCCGGAGUACCUGGCUAUCGGUAAUCUGGGGAAGCACAAACGGCGCGACUCGUCCAGCUCCACUCAGAGCAGUGAACACAUGGGGACUCAGGGCAACACCCACACUCCUUCGGCUCCGCCCCCACAGCGCCGCUGCUCCUUCUCAGAGGCUCAGAGAACCACAGGGCGGGGCUCGAGGGGCCACAUCCGCUCUCUGUCCGACACCGACGUCACACAGAAGCAGAAAAAUGGAGGGAAUCACAGGAAAAUCACCAUUAUUAUCGAGGACCCCGUCGCAGAAUCUGUCGUGGCUACACCAAUUUCAAAGAGCUGUGGUCCUUUCUCACCCCAGAGCAGUGACAGCAGCGCUAACAGUUCCCUUUAUAUGGAGUCUAACAGCAGCCAGUUCAACAGCGUCCCAGACGGAUUGUUCCGCAGACCGUCCGAGGGUCAGAGUCUGAUCAGCUAUCUCUCUGAGCAGGACUUCGGCAGCUGUGCUGAUCUGGAGAAGGAAAACGCCCACUUCAGCAUCUCUGAGUCUCUGAUCGCAGCCAUCGAGCUGAUGAAGUGUAACAUGCGCAGGCCGGUGGAGGAGGCGGAGGAAGAGGGCGACAGCGACACGGAAAUCCAGCAGCUCAAACAGAAAAUCCGUCUGCGCAGACUGCAGAUACACCGCACACGGAUGAAGCCACUGGCCUCCUCUAGUAAUCAAAUCCCAUCUGUGGAUAGUGGCGGCUCACGGAGGAACUCCCAGGAUUCCUUUCACCCCUCUGACUCUGGCUCGGAUAGAGACGUGGAGGAUUUCGAGCUCAAAGAUGGCAGUGAUGGGCAGUCCCUGCUGGCGGUGUCUCAGAGCGGCCUGUCCCUGUCACUCGCGUCCCUCUUCUCAGAUGCAGACAUCAAACGCAGUGCGUCCAGCAGCAGAUCCUUCCUCAGCUCAGACUCCAUCUCUCCAUCCAUGUUACAGUCCAACUCAGCAGAGUCGGUGGCGAUGGGUCUCCUCAGACAGUUUGAGGGCAUGCAGCUGCCCGCCGCCUCAGAGCUCGACUGGCUGGUUCCAGAGCACGACGCCCCUCAAAAACUCCUUCCAAUACCAGAUUCUCUUCCCAUUUCACCUGACGAUGGCGAACACGCGGACAUUUACAAAUUACGCAUCCGAGUGCGAGGAAAUUUGGAGUGGGCUCCUCCCAGACCACAGAUCAUCUUCAGCAUUCACUCUCCUCCAAAGAGGAAGGUGGUGGUGGCGAAACAGAACUACCGCUGCGCUGGCUGCGGCAUUCGCAUUGAUCCAGACUACAUCAAGAGGCUGAGGUACUGUGAGUAUCUGGGCCGGUACUUUUGCCAGUGCUGUCAUGAGAACACACAGGCUGUAGUGCCAGGAAAGAUCCUCAGGAAGUGGGACUUCAGUAAAAGCUACAUCAGCAACUUUUCCAGGGACUUGCUGGCUAAGAUUGCAGGAGAUCCUCUCUUCAACCUAAACGACAUCAACAGCGGCCUUUACAAGAAGGUCAAAGCCCUGGAAACAUUGCGCGCAUUGAGGGAACAGUUGAACCACAUGAAGAAUCUCUUAAAAACGUGCCGUUUGGCUAAAGAGGUGCUGGAUCAGUUUGACACACUUCCUGGACAUCUGACCGAAGACGUUCACCUGUUCUCUCUCAACGACCUCACGGCUGUCCGCAGCGGCAGUCUGGCGCCAAAGCUGCGUGAUCUGCUCCGCCUCGGCUCCAGCCACGUCACGGACUACAUUAUCUUCCCCUACGAGCUCAGCAAGUGCCUGCGCUGUGAAGAUUGUCAUGCAUGCUAUCAUAAGACCUGCUUUAAGGGAGGGAAGGCGUGUCCUCGCUGUCUGAGACUUGCCGAGAGGAGAAAGCGGAUGGCUCGCAAGAACAUGGAGGAGCAGGAGGACAGAGAAGCAGACGAGGCCGGUGGGACCUAACACACAAUGCCAGUAAGAUUUAACCAGAGCACAGCACAACAGUGAAUGUAGUGACUGAUAUUCAGCCAAACGUUUCUUGAUUCCCGUCCCAAAUAAGCUGCUCUGAAAGUCCUGCUGACUGCAGCAUAAUGGAUUAUUAAUGCUAAAGAGUUUUAUGUGCAAAGAAGACAUUUCUGCUUUUAAGGACUGCUGCCUUCAAAUA